This is a messenger RNA of Fusarium redolens, 1545 nucleotides long. RefSeq names its product cytochrome P450. NCBI's taxonomy places the organism in Eukaryota, Fungi, Ascomycota, Sordariomycetes, Hypocreales, Nectriaceae. The coding region runs from base 1 to 1545 and encodes 514 amino acids. The transcript is spliced from 2 exons. The record is from RefSeq and is a predicted model, not a curated record. Gene Ontology annotation, molecular function: iron ion binding; heme binding; oxidoreductase activity, acting on paired donors, with incorporation or reduction of molecular oxygen.
AUGUCUUCUAUCCUCCAGACUCAGGCCCUCUCUUCCCUCACGAUCAACCUCAUUCCCACCUUUAUACUGUUCUCUGUGGCCGUCUACGUCCUUCCAGCACUGACUCGCCGCCUUCUGCAAUUCCUCUCGUCUCCAAGCCCCUUCAAGGAGAAGUCCAACAAUGGUACCCCUUCCAUCUCCAAUCUCCCCCGCCUAUCCGGUGUUGUUCCCUGGUUGGGCCAUCUAUUUGGCCUGACCAUCGAUAGCACUCGCUACAUCAACCGUCUCAUCAAAUCCACCACUGCACCAAUCUUCACCAUUAACAUUCCCUUUGCGCGAAUCACCAUCUGUCAUCCUAGUAUGGACCGAGUCCUCUCCCGUCAUGUCAAUGACACUGGUCUUGCUCAAGUUCUGGUUUACGUUGGCCCUCGCCUCUUUGGACUCAAGGAAGAGACUAUCAAGGCUGUCUUUGGCUACAACCCCCAGCCCCUGCACAAGCAAAAAUUUGGACACGUCGAGAACAUUGUGUCCCUCAAUCAGCGCUCUAGCACCAAUAUCAGGGAUCGUGUGAUGAAGAUGCCCGAGACGAAUGAAGUUCUUGUUGGGCGUUGGGUGUUUGAGCUGGCUGUCUCUGCUACAGCGAGUGCGGUCUGGGGAGUUGCCAACCCCUGGAGUAUGGACCAGGACUUCUCUAACGAGUUCAUGAAACUCAGCGAGACAUUCGAUACUCUCGGACGACCAUUCGCCUGGCUCACAGCAAACUCAGCCUGGAACUCUCGCAGGUACCUUCUCGCCAGACUUCGCGAAUUUCAUCUGGAGCACCGCGAAGCUCGUGUUAAAACCACAGCUCACAGUAUCAAUGUCGUGGCUCACAGUGAUCCCAACUGGGAGACCAACCCAGACUACUACCACAUUGAGAUGGUCUCAGCUCUAGGCCUCCUAGCAACUACUAGCACCCUCGCGGUCUGGCUCACACGCCACCUGUUGACGGACCCUGAGUUGAUGAAGGUUAUUCUCGACGAGGUGCAACAGCUCAAGCAUGUUGAAAGAGAAGACAAGCCACGGCUGGACUUUGCUAAUGUUCGCACUGAGUGUCCCUGGCUUAUGGCAUCUUGGUACGAGACUCUCCGUCUUCACAUGACAGGUGUUGCUCGAAUCGCUCGCCACGAUUUCAUGCUGAAUCUCCCUGACUCGGAUCCUAUUGCCGUUCCCCAAGGAGAGAUCUUCAUGCUUCCAAUGUGUGCAUCCAACUUGGACGUCGACAACUGGGGUCCCGAUGCCGCGACCUUCAAAGCUUCUCGUUUCAUCAACAAAGCGGGUGAAAUUUCCGGAAGUGCUGUUCAUAAGGUCAGAGCUUUUGGAGUUGCGGGUAACAUGUGUCCUGGUCGCGUGUUUGGUACUGAUAUCGUCUUCUCUGUUGUGGCGACGAUGCUUCGUACCUUUGACAUUGAAGCUGCUCCUGGUGAGGAGUUUCGAGUGCCAACUCUGCGUGGAGGUUUCAACGUUGGGUUUGAGAGAUACGGGGACGAUGUCAAGGUGCUUCUCAAAAAGAAAGGCGUUGCUUGA